AGUCUGCACAACACCUCCGCAGCCUCCGCCACACCUCAGCGGCGCUCACCACACACCUCCGCGCCAUGAAGAUCGACACCAAGAGGGGCACCUUCGAUGUCACCGUCCCACCUAAAGGGACCCAGACGGUGAUAGAUGAACCAGUCGACUUCGAAACUGCAAUAGCGCAAACGGGUUUUGGCAGAUUCAACUACAUUCUGAUGGGUGCAGGAUUUUUCUCCACGAUCGUGUGCCUGAUGGACACGACAACCAUGUCUUACAUUCUGCCUCUGGCACAGUGCGACCUGGGCCUCACAGACCUCAGCAAGGGAGCUCUCAAUGCCAUUACCUAUGCGGGCCUGAUCAGCGGCUCGUUCGUGUGGGGCUUCCUGUCGGACACGCUGGGACGGCACCGCCUGCUCGUCAUCAGCCUGCUGCUGGACGGCACCAUCGCCCUCUGCUCCGCCUUCUCCACCUCACUCUGGCUGAUGCUGCUGCUCAGAUACCUCAACGGCUGCAUAUCGUGCGGCGCCCUGUGUAUAAACUUCUCGUUCCUGGCGGAGUUCCACGGCGCGCAGUACCGCAACCGCUGCGUCAUGACCACAGGCAUCUACGUCGGGAUCGCGCAGGUCGCAUUACCAGCGAUAGGGCUGGGGCUGCUGACGGAGACGUGGGAGUACGAGACGGGCGUGCUGACGCUGCGGCCGUGGAACGUGUUCGUCAUGAUGUGCACCGUCCCCUCGCUCGCCGGCGGCCUGCUCAUCUCCUUCUUCCCCGAGACGCCCAAGUUCCUCAUGGCGCACGGCCGCAACGAGGAGGCGCUCGCCGUCAUGCGCAGGAUAUACGCGCUCAACACCGGCAACAGUGCGGACACUUUCCCGGUGCGCCGGCUGGUGGACGAGAUAGCGCAGCGCAAGACGUCGCUGUCCAGCGCCGCCUCCAGCCCCAAGAGCGUGCUGGAGAGCGCGCGCGCCGGCUGGAGGCAGAUCCGGCCGCUCUUCUCCAUGCCGCACCUGCCCUACGCGCUGCUCGUCUUCAGCGUGCAGGCCUGCUGUCUGCUCAGCCUGAACACGGUGCGGCUGUGGCUGCCGCAGAUCUUCACGACGAUGGAGGAGUUCUACGAGGCGCAGCGGCUGCUGGGGCUGGAGGGGCAGGACGCCUACAUGUGCGAGGCGCUCACCUUCCGCGAGCGCAACGCCACGCUGGCCGCGGCCGUCGCCUCCGCGGCCUUCGACACCGCCAGCGGCAACGGCACCGCCGUCGCUUCCGCAGGGGCCGCCGCCUGCGUGCCCGCCCUGACUAGCCCCAAUAUCUACACGAAUUCGAUGAUCGUGUGCGCCUCUGCAACUUUCGCCAUCUUCAUCAGCACAACCCUCGUGAACAUCAUCGGCUACCGGCUUCUGAUCAUAAUCAGCGCUCUGGUGAGCGCGGCGUUCAGCGUGCUAGUGCUGUGGUCGGUCGGUUCGGCGGCGACGCUGGCACUGCUGACGCUCUACCUGGCCACCGUCAACGUGUACGGCGCCUGCAUGGUCGGCGUCGUCGUCGCCAUCUUCCCCACCACGCUCAGGACUAUGGCGAUGUCUCUGACCAUGAUGUGCGGCUUCAUAGCAGCGCUUUUUGGGAAUCUCAUCUACCCUGUCCUCAUGGCGGUCGGAUGUGAGACUCCUUUCUAUGUCGUCACCGCUUGCAACUUAGGAGCUGGACUGCUGAGUAUACUGUUGCCAUCCACCAAGGGUCGAGCCUUGGCCUAAGGACUGCAGCGGAUGUAGUGCAAUAUCCUCUUGAUGCCGCUGCUUUGAGAUAUUCCUCGAGUAUUAAAUGUCGUCGACACGUAAUUUAUUGUGAAACUAGAAUAUUCAACAAUGCAGCCACAUGUCCAAGAACAGGAAACACGCCGAAAAUCACAGAUCAUCGUCACUGAUUUUCCAUUUCUCUGAUGGACUGGAUAUGAUUCAGCACUUUAAAUUACGCUUACAUUAAAUGUCAAGCCUUACAUCUAUCUUUGUCUGAGCAAUAACUUUGCUCAGAAAGAAUGAAAAUACUCUUUCCUCAAAGGUGAAUAAGAUGUAGCACCGUAUUCAGAUGUGAAUAAAAUGUGUUUUAGGUAUUACUUGACCGUUGUAGGAAACUAAUAAUUUGCUGAUAGCUAUAACAAUCGACUAAAAGCGAGUCAGAAAAUCCGAAUCGUAUCAAAUGACAAGCUGAUACGAUAAUUGAAAAUUCUGGCUUGAACAAAAACAUUGGAAUGAGCAAACACACACUCACGGUAAAACAUUAAGAUGUCGAAUAGUGUCUUGGCUCAUAAAUUCCGUCUGCUUGGUAAUAUAGCAUACUAACUGUAAGAUGUGCUCUGAACAAACGCACAAAUUCGAAAUCUGACUUAAGAAAAUCAAUUUGUUUACAACAAAAUAAUAAAAAUGGAUGGCAAGUUUAACUCCUUAGGUCAAAUUUCAAACUUAGGCUCUUAUUCAGAGCAUGUAUACUUACAACACUACGAGUUCCACACCAUGAUAGUUGACGUACCUGGAAGUAAUCCUUCCCAUCCAGCAGUCCAUCACCACAGACAUUCCACGUCUUUUGACACGUGGCAAACGAGACGGGUAUCUCGAACUGCCGAUCUGUCGAUUAUUUUAAACACCAGUCUACAAACCCCGACCAAUUUCCACCAGCUAAAUUUCGUUCCAUCUCAAUUGCAGUCUCCUGAACGCAGUAUGAAGUUCGACACAUUUUGUCCAAUGUGCUUAAUGGUGAGUUUUCAGUUAUUACAUACGAUACGCUACCUCUCACAUUGAAGCAAAUAUUUAUUUAACCUUUUAGCUA
Messenger RNA from Schistocerca americana (American grasshopper), 2799 nucleotides. Its product is annotated as probable metabolite transport protein CsbC. The transcript has 12 exons. The coding region runs from base 66 to 1730 and encodes 554 amino acids. Gene Ontology annotation, biological process: transmembrane transport. Lineage: Eukaryota; Metazoa; Arthropoda; Insecta; Orthoptera; Acrididae. Gene Ontology annotation, molecular function: transmembrane transporter activity. The record is from RefSeq and is a predicted model, not a curated record.